This is a messenger RNA of Cucurbita maxima (winter squash), 931 nucleotides long. Its product is annotated as dehydration-responsive element-binding protein 3-like. The coding region runs from base 76 to 717 and encodes 213 amino acids. Gene Ontology annotation, biological process: regulation of DNA-templated transcription. The transcript has 2 exons. Gene Ontology annotation, molecular function: DNA binding; DNA-binding transcription factor activity. The record is from RefSeq and is a predicted model, not a curated record. NCBI's taxonomy places the organism in Eukaryota, Viridiplantae, Streptophyta, Magnoliopsida, Cucurbitales, Cucurbitaceae.
UUGUAAAGCACGAAAACAAACAAAAUCCAAAAUCCAAAAUCCAAAUCCCUUUUUUAUCGCUCCCUGUCUCAAAAAAUGAGCAGAAACGAAAACGCCACAACGUGUUCAUCUCCGGAGCCGAACAAGAAACUCAAACGCAUCAGAGACACAGAGGACUCGAAGCACCCGCUUUACAGAGGAGUCCGAAUGAGGAAUUGGGGGAAAUGGGUGUCCGAAAUUCGUGAGCCAAGAAAGAAAUCCCGCAUUUGGUUAGGCACUUUCCCGAGCCCUGAAAUGGCUGCACGAGCCCACGAUGUAGCCGCCUUAAGCAUCAAAGGAAAAGCUGCAAUCCUUAAUUUCCCCGACCUGGUACACCUCCUUCCCCGCCCUGUCUCCCUUGCCCCUCGUGACGUUCAGGCCGCCGCCACUAAAGCCGCUCAUAUGAAUCAUUUCUCCUCUACUGAUACUAAUAACAACAAUUCCUCCUCCUCCUCCUCCUCCUCCUCCUCCUCCUCCUCCUCCUCCUCCGAUGCCACCGAGGAGCUCACGGAGAUCGUCCAGCUACCGAGUCUCGGAACGAGUUUCGACGGCGGCGGCGGUGGUGAGUUAGUGUUUUUUGACUCGGGGCAGGAAUUGGAAUCUGGGUGUUGGAUGUACACGCCGCCAUGGGUGCAGAGCUUGGAGGAUUGUGAUAAUGAUGAUUAUGGUAAGUUCGAAGGAUUGCUGUGGGAUUAUUGAAAAUCAAAUAAAUUCAUAUGGUUCUUGUUGUUCUUGAGUUGUUAAGGUUAAUUUCUCAAAAUGUUGGUUUUGUUUUGUUUUUUUAGCCCUUUUUGGUUUUUUUUUUUCUUUUCUUUGAAAGGGCUUAAAAAACUCUGUUUUCUUCUCUUUGUUUGCUUUGUUCAUCUCUCUUCAAUGCAUACAACUGUACAGUCUUGACUGUUGAAAUGAAAUG